AUGUACCCAUCCAGCGAUCAGACCCAGCAGAUCACCCUCUGCCUCCUCCCGGUGCGGCAGCCGCCACCGAUCCCCUCUACUCGAGGCCAGCACCAGGGCCGUGCCCGGCUCCCUGCCAACGGCCUCCUGCAGGGCCCCGAAAAGCGGCGCCAGGGCCCCGGGGGGCCCCGAAAAGCGGCGCCAGGGCCCCGGGGGGCCGCAGGCGCUGCAUCUCCAGGGCCCCUCCAACAACUCUUCCCUUACGCUCGCACUGCAGAAGCGGCGGCGCGAGCAGCACGGCAGGCGCGGGCGGAGGACCUGGAGAAAGUGGAUAUUGAGCAUGUGGAGAAAGUGCUGCCGCAGCUGGUACUUGCAGGUGGUAGUUACGGUGCUAGCUCUUUGUCAAAACUGGUGGAAUCAAAAAGGCUAAGCAAAUCAGCGUUUGCCUGA
Molecule: messenger RNA, 429 nt
Organism: Nipponia nippon (crested ibis)
Lineage: Eukaryota; Metazoa; Chordata; Aves; Pelecaniformes; Threskiornithidae
Source: RefSeq, a predicted model, not a curated record